Messenger RNA from Oncorhynchus masou masou (cherry salmon), 4358 nucleotides. Its product is annotated as protein HID1-like. The record is from RefSeq and is a predicted model, not a curated record. Lineage: Eukaryota; Metazoa; Chordata; Actinopteri; Salmoniformes; Salmonidae. Gene Ontology annotation, cellular component: membrane; Golgi trans cisterna; Golgi medial cisterna. The transcript has 17 exons. Bases 315 to 2336 code for a protein of 673 amino acids.
UGUUACAGUUACAGGUUGCAAAUAGCAAGUUUUAGUUGAACUGAUUCAUCAGGUGUUCAGGUAAAUCGUCAAGGAAUUGCAUCAGUGAAAUCCCAUUAAGACGUAAAUUAAACAAAUAUGUACAUUUGGAUCCCGGAAGUCGCCUUGCCUGAAUCCUGUUCAACUCAAAUCCUUCUGACUGCGCGUCGCAAGUGUAGCUGGAGAAGGAAGUGACAGAUGAGUGAGAUUAUCCACGACGACGCAAGAGCAACCUACCGGUGGUUACCGUACACAGGCGAUUCAGACGGAGCGAACAGGUUGGUGGCUCGUAGAAAAUGGGCAACGUUGACUCCAAACUCAACUUCAGAAAAGCUGUGAUACAACUGACAACCAAAACACAGCCCGUGGAGGCUACGGACCAUGCCUUCUGGGACCAGUUCUGGGCGGAUACUGCCACUACCGUCCAGGAUGUGUUUGCUCUGGUGCCGGCAGCGGAGAUACGAGCUGUCAGAGAAGAAUCUCCCUCUAAUCUGGCAACCCUCUGUUACAAGGCAGUGGAGAAGCUUGUCCAGGGGGCUGACUCCGGUUGUCCCUCGGAGAAGGAGAGACAGAUCGUCCUGAACUGCAUCCGUCUCCUCACCCGUGUCCUACCGUAUAUCUUUGAGGACGCAGACUGGAGAGGCUUCUUCUGGUCCACCGUGCCUGGUGCCGGGAGAGCCGGGGAUGAAGGUGAUGAUGAUGAUGAUGGAGCGAGGCCCUUGGCUGAGUCUCUCCUCCUGGCUGUAUCUGACCUGCUUUUCUGUCCAGACUUCACCGUCCAGAGCCACAAGAGGACAGGUUUGCCUGUGGGACCAGACAACCUGUUUGUAAACUACCUGUCCAGGAUCCAUAGGGAGGAGGACUUCAGCUUCAUCCUGAAGGGUCUGGCCAGACUGAUGACCAACCCUCUGAUCCAGACCUACCUGCCCAACUCAGCCAAGAAGAUCCGCUUCCACCAGGAGCUACUGGUGCUCUUCUGGAAGCUCUGUGACUUCAACAAGAAGUUCCUAUUCUUCGUGUUGAAGAGCAGUGAUGUUCUGGAUGUCCUGGUGCCGAUCCUGUUCUACCUGAAUGAUGCACGGGCUGACCAGUCUCGUGUGGGCCUGGUACACAUCGGUGUGUUUAUCCUGCUGCUGCUGAGUGGAGAGAGGAACUUUGGUGUGCGUUUGAAUAAACCCUACUCUGUACGAGUCCCCAUGGACAUCCCUGUGUUCACUGGAACUCAUGCUGACCUGCUCAUAGUGAUCUUCCACAAGAUCAUCACUAGUGGACAUCAACGCCUGCAGCCCCUCUUUGACUGCCUGCUCACUAUCGUAGUGAACGUGUCUCCUUACCUGAAGAGUCUGUCCAUGGUGGCAGCUAACAAGCUGCUCCACCUCCUGGAAGCCUUCUCCACCAACUGGUUCCUCUUCUCUGCCUCCCAGAACCACCAUCUUGUCUUCUUCCUGCUGGAGGUCUUCAACAACCUCAUCCAGUAUCAGUUUGAUGGUAACUGUAACCUGGUGUACGCCAUUAUCCGUAAGCGCAACAUCUUCCACCAGCUGGCCAAUCUGUCCUCUGACCCAGCCACCAUCCACAAGGCCCUGCAGAUGAAGAAGAGGAAGAAGACUACCACGGUCAUUAUCUCCCGGAUCAACUCCCAGGAGACCAUCUCCAUGGAGGGGUCCCGACCGGCCGUCCCAGCUGAGCCAGGGACUCUCAAAGCCAGUCUCGUGGCCAUACCAGCUAUUGACAAGCUGACAGAGAAGGCCCAGGUCUCUGAGGAUGGCACCAUGGUCUGUCUCCAACACAUGACCAUUGACCAAAACAUCCACUCUCCCCAACACACUCCCUCUCCGCAGUCCCUUGCCGCUGACACCAGUGGUAUAGCUGGAGCCAGCGACACAGAGUCCAACUCGGGGAGAGAUAACGAGGAGGCCUUUCAACCAGAGUCAGAGCUGGCCAGAAGUCGUUUGUCCAGUGUAUCAUCAUCAGCUGUGUACUGGAACCCCACUUCAGACUGGGUCCUCUCCUGGAAGAGUAAGCUUCCUCUCCAGACGAUCAUGAGGCUGCUACAAGUUCUGGUUCCUCAGGUGGAGAAGAUCUGCAUAGACAAGGGUCUGACCGACGAGUCAGAGAUCCUGAAGUUCCUGCAGCAUGGGACCCUGGUGGGCCUGCUGCCUGUACCUCACCCCAUCUUAAUCAGGAAGUACCAGGCCAACGCGGGCACCGCCAUGUGGUUCCGCACAUACAUGUGGGGAGUAAUCUACCUACGUAACGUGGAUCCCCCGAUCUGGUAUGACACUGACGUCAGACUGUUUGAGAUUCAGAGGAUCUAAGUGGAGCUGGUGAACAGGUCUCUACGACUGUGGCCCAAAUGGCACCCUAUCCUGUUCAUAGUGCACCACUUUUGACGAGCUCUAUGGGCCCCUGUAAAAAGUAGUGCACUACAUAGGGGGUAGAGCUCCAUUUGGGAAGCAGACAACGUCUCUCGGGAAUGGCUGGUUCGCCCUCGGGAACCACCAACCGCUCUCUCACCAACUGCCAUCUUCAAACCUGAACAGAAGUGUGGAAGAGGAGGAUGAAAAUUUUCACCAGACACACCUGUUCUAGAAAACAGGAAUUUACAGUGUUUGUUUUCUCUAUUUUGUUUCUUGCGAAGUGCCAACCCGUAGAACAUCAUGUAACAAACCACUGUCACGAAACCACUUUUCCUACAAGCUGUCUGCUACUACAACUGCCAGAAGGUCUGCCAUGUUAACCCUCUUCUAGUCAUGAUUUGGUGGCUUUCCAUGGGUAUAUUCCUUUAUUAAUUUGAUGUAUUUUUUAUUUUCUUUUACAAAAAAACAUAUAUACACUACUGUAUGUACACUUCCGUUCCAAAGUUUGGGGUCACUUAGAAAUGUCCUUGUUUUUGAAAAAAAAUAUUUUAAAAAAUUGUCCAUUAAAAUAACAUCAGAUUGAUCAGAAAUACAGUGUAAACAUUGUUAAUGUCUUAAAUGACUAUUGUAGCUGGAAAUUGUAGAUUGUUAAUGGAAUAUGUACAUUGGUGUACCGAGACCCAUUUAUCAUCAACCAUCACUCCUGUGUUCCAAUGGCACGUUGUGUUAGCUAAUCCAAGUUCAUCAUUUUAAAAGGCUAAUUGAUCAUUAGAAAACCAUUUCACAAUGAUGUCAGCACAGCUGAAAACUGUUGUCCUGAUUAAAGAAGCAAUAAAACUGAGUAUCUGGAGCAUCAGCAUUUGUGGGUUCGAUUACAGGCUCAAAAUGGCCAGAAACAAAUAUGUCUAUUCUAUUCGUCAGUCUAUUCUUGUUCUGAGAAAUGAAGGCUAUUCCAUCAUUAUCAAUGAUCAAUUAGCCUUUUAAAAUGAUCAACUUGGCUAUUGCAACACAGGAGUGUUGGUUGCUGAUAAUGGGCCUACAUAGAUAUUUCAUUGAGUCAGUCGUUUCCAGCUACAAUAGUAAUUUACAACAUUAACAAUGUCUACACUGUACUUCUGAUCAAUCUGAUGUUACUUUAAUGGACAAUUUUAUUUUUUAUUUUUUUCAAAAACAAGGACAUUUCUAAGUGACCCCAAACUUUUGUACAUGUUACUAAGAUUGUUUUAGAUGAAGAUUUAUUGUACUUAAUAUUUUCAGUUUCUAUUCUUGAAAUGCUUUUAUGGAAAGUUAAAAGAAAAUGGUAUCCCUUUUAUCACAGUAAGGCUCCUUUUCAUUUUGGAAGAUUGUGAAAUAGAGACUGACUGAGACAGACUAGAGAGAGACCUGGGGACUGACCGGAACCUCUGACCUGGGGACUGACCGGGACCUCUGUGAACUGACUGACCGGGACCUGGGGACUGACCGGGACCUGGGGACUGACCGGGACCUGGGGACUGACCGGGACCUCUGUGAACUGACUGACCGGGACCUGGGGACUGACCGGGACCUCUGUGAGCUGACUGACUGAGACCUGGGGACUGACCGGGACCUCCGUGAACUGACUGACCGGGACCUGGGGACUGACCGGGACCUCCGUGAACUGACUGACCGGGACCUGGAGACUGACCGGGACCUGGGGACUGACCGGGACCUCCGUGAACUGACUGACCGGGACCUGGGGACUGACCGGGACCUGGGGACUGACCGGGAUCUCUGUGAACUGACUGACCGGGACCUGGGGACUGACCGGGACCUGGGGACUGACCGGGACCUCUGUGAACUGACUGACUAACAGACAAGAAGUGAUAUCUCUGGAAUGUAUGUAUUGGCUUUUGAACUGCAGGCAAAUGCUAUUGUAUUCUGUGUCUGAUUUCAUAAUGUCAAUAUUUUCAAAGUACUGGAAACAUAUCACAUGUAAUAAAUAACGUAUUACGAAUCAAA